AUGUUCCCUUUCGUGUUCCCUUUUCCUUUUUCCUUCCGUUGGGGUUACACAACACUUGUGGGAACCCGCUUCACUUCCUCCUUUUCCAAUUAUGAAGGUAACUGUGUUUUGUUUGCCACACUUCCGCUUGUUAUUUCUCCAACUGGUUUCACUCCCAGAAGUCGCGUGUACACCACUUGUGGAGGAAAUAUUACAUUAGGCAAAACCAACUAUGAAAAAAAUGGCAAUACAUUCCAAAAUAUUCCCUCAUCAUUGCAGAACUCAUGA
Molecule: messenger RNA, 267 nt
Organism: Trypanosoma brucei brucei TREU927
Lineage: Eukaryota; Euglenozoa; Kinetoplastea; Trypanosomatida; Trypanosomatidae
Gene: Tb927.4.140
Exons: 1
Coding region: 1-267 (88 amino acids)
Source: RefSeq, a predicted model, not a curated record